Molecule: messenger RNA, 1077 nt
Organism: Anthonomus grandis grandis
Lineage: Eukaryota; Metazoa; Arthropoda; Insecta; Coleoptera; Curculionidae
Product: brachyurin-like
Exons: 6
Coding region: 97-1020 (307 amino acids)
Biological process (GO): proteolysis
Molecular function (GO): serine-type endopeptidase activity
Source: RefSeq, a predicted model, not a curated record
UCCGUUUUUAUUAUACUGCUCCUGUUACAAAACUUAAUCGAUACAACACGGUUGUCAUUUGCUUAAUAAUCUUAGCCUGGAUAGACAUACCACAAAAUGAAAGGAAGUAUCAUAAUAAUACUUGCCUUAAUAAAAUUGCAAGUUGCUUUUGGAGAAACUAUUUAUAAUUCACAACAGAUUAAGGAAAUAAUUAGAAAUGCCAGGCCUGGUCACAUGGAAUUGGACCCGAAAUUCCAACAUAUGUUUGACACUAAUUUUUUCAGGACUUACAAUGGGUCCAGGAUUGGUGGCGGCGGAUGGGAAGCAGAACCCUAUUCUAGACCUUAUCAAGUUGGUCUAUACGUUCCCACUACGACAGGCACUAGUUUUUGUGGGGGCAGUUUAAUAGGCCCUAAAACUAUUUUAACGGCCGCACAUUGCGUUAUGUCGUCAAACGGAAAUGCCAUACUGGUAUAUUUAGGAGCGCACAAUAUGCCACCACUACCAUCAGAAGGAGCUAUUUUAGAGUACAGUAUGCAGUUUGUAAUGCAUCCAGAUUUUGAAAUAAGUACCGUCCAAAAUGAUGUGGCUCUGGUCUAUCUUUUGACUCCUAUACAGGAAACAGAACGUAUAAAGUUCAUCCAACUAGCUGACGAUCCUUCGGUAAACUACUUGGGUAGAGAAGCUUCAGCCAGUGGUUGGGGAUUAGCUGGAGAUGACGCCACCUCUCAGUCUCCGGUGUUAAGAGAGGUAACUUCUACCAUUAUUAGCAAUGUAGCAUGCAGAAUGGCCUACAUGGGAAUAGUGAUCAGGAGUAAUAUCUGCUUAAAUGGCGAGGAGGGCAGGAGUACUUGUCGAGGCGAUUCUGGUGGUCCAUUGGUCAUCGAUAAUAAGCAAGUUGGUAUCGUCUCUUUUGGAACCUCGGCAGGUUGUGAAGUUGGCUGGCCGCCCGUUUUUGCAAGAGUGACAUCUUACAUCGAUUGGAUAAAUGAAAAUAGAGAACCACCUUCCCUCAAGGCUGCCAUGGAAUACAAACUUUAAUACGAACAAUUAUGUAAAGAGUUUUAUUUAGUAUGUAAAUAAACAACUUAUCCUAUC